Loxodonta africana (African savanna elephant) is the source of this 492-nucleotide messenger RNA. It is a transcript of the gene FERD3L, whose product is annotated as Fer3 like bHLH transcription factor. Gene Ontology annotation, molecular function: RNA polymerase II transcription regulatory region sequence-specific DNA binding; DNA-binding transcription factor activity, RNA polymerase II-specific; protein dimerization activity. The transcript has a single exon. Bases 1 to 492 code for a protein of 163 amino acids. Gene Ontology annotation, biological process: developmental process; regulation of transcription by RNA polymerase II. Lineage: Eukaryota; Metazoa; Chordata; Mammalia; Proboscidea; Elephantidae. The record is from RefSeq and is a predicted model, not a curated record.
AUGGCGGCCUAUCCCGAGAACUGCGUGGACGCCACCGUGCUGGACUUCGUCGCAGACCUGUCCCUGGCCUCUCCGGGGGCCCCUCUCCUUUGCGACUUUGCUUCUGGGGUCCCCUUUGGGGAUCGAGCCCUUCUGCUCCGAGAGGGAAGGCCCAGAAGCCUGGUGCACUUCGAGGAGGGGGACCCGGAGGAUGAGGAGUGCGAAGUAGACGAGGGGGACGAGGAGGAUGAGGAGCGCCAGAGAGGCGCCUCCCUGCUGGGACGUCCGAAGAGGAAAAGGGUGAUCACCUACGCCCAGCGCCAGGCAGCCAACAUCCGCGAGAGAAAGCGGAUGUUCAACCUCAACGAGGCCUUCGACCAGCUGCGAAGAAAGGUGCCCACAUUUGCUUAUGAAAAGAGGCUGUCCCGGAUCGAGACCCUGCGCCUGGCCAUCGUCUACAUCUCCUUCAUGACUGAGCUCUUGGAGAGCUACGAGAAGAAAGAAACCGGCUGA